Siniperca chuatsi (mandarin fish) is the source of this 2580-nucleotide messenger RNA. RefSeq names its product bone morphogenetic protein 7b (gene bmp7b). NCBI's taxonomy places the organism in Eukaryota, Metazoa, Chordata, Actinopteri, Centrarchiformes, Sinipercidae. Gene Ontology annotation, biological process: SMAD protein signal transduction. The coding region runs from base 260 to 1543 and encodes 427 amino acids. Gene Ontology annotation, molecular function: cytokine activity; growth factor activity. The record is from RefSeq and is a predicted model, not a curated record. Gene Ontology annotation, cellular component: extracellular region. The transcript has 7 exons.
GCUGCGCUACAGUUGGUAGCUGUUGGCCACAGGUUGUGGAUGAGGACAGAGGUCCGCGCGAACACAAUCUGCCCAGAAAACGAAUCAAUAAAAGGACUUUGAAGUUAAGCUGAUGUUUAAUUUGGGAGCACUUCCCUCAACAUGAGGGUCCGUACUUGACUGGAUAUUGAACACAGGCUGCCUGUUUCUAAAAGUUCAAUAUCCAUUUUCCAGAGAUUCGGCGAACAGAACUGGGCGCAAUUACGCACGGCGAGUAGCCAUGGCACCGAUUUUGGACAGACGUACUCCCGCGUUGCUCUUGGUUUGGAGCUACUGCGUCUUGGCGGAUACCGCCUUUACGAACUUUACUUUGGACAACGAGUUUCACUCCAGUUUCAUCCACCGUCGGCUGAAGAGCCAGGAGCGCAGAGAGAUGCAGCGGGAAAUCCUGUCGAUCCUGGGGCUGCCGCACCGGCCGCGACCCCACCUCCACGGAAAGCACAACGCUGCCCCGAUGUUUAUGUUGGACUUGUAUAACGCCAUGUCCACAGAGGGGGACGAGGACAGAUACUCCUACCCCUACAAGCCCGUCUUCACCACCCAGGGGCCCCCGAUAGCCAGCCUGCAAGACAACAACUUCUUGAACGAUGCAGACAUGGUCAUGAGCUUUGUCAAUUUAGUGGAGCAUGAUAAAGAAUUCCUACCAGUGCGGCGGCAUCACCGAGAGUUCAGAUUCGACCUAUCACGGAUCCCAGAGGGCGAAGCGGUCACUGCUGCUGAGUUUCGGAUAUAUAAAGACUUCAUCCACGAACGUUACGAUAAUGAGACCUUCCGCAUCAGCGUCUACCAGGUGUUGGAAGAACACUCUGAUAGGGAGUCGGACCUGUUUCUGCUGGACUCACGGGUGAUCUGGGCAGCAGAGGAGGGCUGGUUGGUGUUUGACGUGACAGCCACCAGUAACCACUGGGUCCUGAACCCUGGCAGGAACCUGGGUUUACAGCUGGCCCUGGAGAGCACAAAUGGAGAGAGUAUCAAUCCUCGUGUGGCAGGGCUGAUUGGGCGCAGUGGGCCUCAGAAUAAACAGCCCUUCAUGGUGGCCUUCUUCAAAGCCACUGAGGUGCACCUGCGAAGCAUCCGCUCAGCGCCAGGGGGGGCCAAACAGCGUAACCCCAACCGCUCCAAAGGGGCAAAGAGCCAAGAGGCACUCAGAGUGGCCAAUGUUGCAGAAAAUAGCAGUACUGAUCAGAAGCAGGCGUGUAAGAAGCAUGAGCUCUACGUCAGUUUCAGAGACUUGGGGUGGCAGGACUGGAUCAUUGCUCCAGAAGGAUAUGCGGCGUACUAUUGCGAGGGAGAGUGUGCCUUCCCACUGAACUCCUACAUGAACGCCACAAACCAUGCCAUUGUGCAAACCCUUGUUCAUUUUAUCAACCCGGAUACGGUUCCUAAGCCUUGUUGUGCCCCCACGCAGCUCCACGCCAUCUCAGUGCUCUACUUUGACGACAGCUCCAACGUCAUCCUCAAGAAAUACCGCAACAUGGUGGUCAGAGCUUGUGGCUGCCACUAGACUGUCAGCAUCUUCACACAGAGACACACACAUAUGCACACACACAUGAGCAGAGAGGGUUUCUCCUUGCUGUCGGGCACCAAUUGAAACGUUGAGAAUGGAUGACUAAAUAUAGUACACACACACACACACAUAUUUUAUGAACAUUCUGAGAGUUCAAGUGUGGAAGAAACUCUCGUUACAUUUUCAAGGUUGUCCUGAAGUAAACACGAUGUUGAGUGGCUGAACAGGAAUAUCAAUCAAAGUGCACGCACACACACACACACACACACACACACACACACACACACACACACACACGUUUGUGCUUUCUACUGUGUAUACAAGACAUUAAAAGCAGUGAUUGUACUGUAUAUUCAUUCACAGUCAACAAUCUUUUGUUUAUUUCAAUAAUUGUUAUUGUAGUUCAUUCUUUUACUGUAGAUUUUAUUAUAUUAUAUAUUUUUAUGACCAAGAGACCCGGAUGGAUGUUCUGAAUUUCUUGUACAAUACUGUGUAAAUAAUUUUUUUCAAACAAAGCAAGAAGUGUAUUUAUUUCCUGGAAUGUCACUUUGGGUUUUUUUUUUUCUCCUGUAUGUAAUGCUGCCUGUUUUCUUUCACACGAUAGUACACACAGACUCAGAGGAAAUGAAAACAAAGUUGACAGAAAACUACUUUGACAUGAGUGUUGAGUUCAAACUCGAUGCGCCUCCUGUGUACACGUGUGCUACACACUGAUGGUGAGAGGCAAUUUAUGACAACUUGGACCUGUGGAAACGUCUACAUAUUUCAUCAGUCGAAGCUGUUACAUAUACCUGACGCACAUUUUUAUAGCAGCUGAACUGUCAGAGAGAGAGAGGGAGCUUUGUACGAAGCAUCGUGUUCUGUGUGCUAGACAUUUUCAGGUUUAUAUUCCUCUGCUGUAAUACAAUCUGUCAUAUUUAAAAGGUCUAUUUAUUGAGAGCUGGCUAAGAUGUUCUACAGUGUGCUCCGAUGUUUUCAACCAUGUUUUACUGCUGAACUGGUACAACAAUAAACUGGGAGAAAAGCAACAAAAA